AUGGCUUCUAUUCCCAGUUCGUCUCGUCAUACAUUAUCUUUUAUGAAAGAUAUUAAAGACGUAUUUAAUAAUCCAACUCGAGAUUCUCUUGUUAAUUUCGCAUCACAAUCAUCAACAUCUUUACAAUAUUCUAAUAUGCGUGUUACUCAACGUCUUCAUCGUUAUCGAUUCAUGAAAAAACAAUGGCAAGAAGUAGCAACAUCUGUUCGAAAUACUUCUCUCUUAUCUCCGACAUGUGAUUCUUCAACAUCUUUUCAAGAUAUGUCAGCAACACUACAAGACACAACGAAAAAUUUACCUGUUAUAACACAAAAACAAAAUGUUGAAUCAAAAGGUUAUCGUAUUAAUGAUUAUAUUGCUGCUGCAACAACAGCAGCGAAAGACAAUAAUGACAAAAAUUUAAUUGAUCUUGAUCCAUUACAUUCAAGAAUUCAACAAGAUUUAAUUAGAUUAAGAAAAAUAAUUAAAACAAAACAAAAAAAAUUUAUUGCAAAUAAUUCUCUAAAACCAUACAUAAGUAAUAGACCAUUGCAAGAACCAGUAAGUGAAAUAAAUACAAAUGAUUUAUUAAUAAUAUCAUAA
Rotaria sp. Silwood2 is the source of this 582-nucleotide messenger RNA. Lineage: Eukaryota; Metazoa; Rotifera; Eurotatoria; Philodinida; Philodinidae. The record is from the annotation of a GenBank genome assembly.